Messenger RNA from Anopheles gambiae (African malaria mosquito), 963 nucleotides. Its product is annotated as chymotrypsin-2-like. Gene Ontology annotation, biological process: proteolysis. NCBI's taxonomy places the organism in Eukaryota, Metazoa, Arthropoda, Insecta, Diptera, Culicidae. Gene Ontology annotation, molecular function: serine-type endopeptidase activity. Bases 109 to 864 code for a protein of 251 amino acids. The transcript has 3 exons. The record is from RefSeq and is a predicted model, not a curated record.
UUAGAUUAAUGAUAAGGUGUUUUCGUAUUCGCGACAGAGGUAUAAAAACAAAACGAGUAUGUCAAGCAGGGCAUUAGUUACAUACCAGUGUUGUGCAAGCUUCCAUCCAUGACGUUCUUUAGAGUGUUCGUGCUGUGUUCGGUGCUAUGUCUCACCGCCGCUCAUCCCAAGCAGGAUGAUAGCGGUCGCAUCGUUGGAGGUACGGAAGCAGCUCCCGGUACCGCUCCGUACCAAGUGUCGCUGCAAGGACUGUUUAGCCAUAUGUGCGGUGGUACCAUCAUCGAUCGCCAAUGGGUGCUAACGGCAGCCCACUGUGCCAUACUGCCGCCCAAGCUAAUGCAGGUGCUCGCUGGUACGAACGAUUUGCGGUCCGGUGGCAAGCGGUACGGUGUGGAGCAGUUCUUCGUGCACAGCCGCUUCAACAAGCCACCGUUCCACAAUGACAUUGCGCUGGUGAAGCUGAAGACGCCCCUGGAGUUCGGAGAGUUCGUACAAGCCGUCGAGUACUCGGAGCGACAGCUUCCGGUAAAUGCAACGGUCAGGGCGACUGGUUGGGGUAAGGUUUCGACCUCUGGGUCUGUGCCGAGAAUGCUCCAAACGAUCAACUUGCGGUACGUGCCGUACGAGGAAUGCAAGCGGCUCCUCGAGGACAAUCCAGCAGUCGACUUGGGCCAUAUCUGCACAUUGACGAAGGAGGGCGAAGGUGUUUGUAAUGGCGAUUCCGGUGGACCGCUGGUGUACGAAGGAAAGGUUGUCGGAGUGGCCAACUUUGCGGUACCAUGUGCCCAGGGCUAUCCGGAUGGUUUUGCCAGUGUGUCAUAUUAUCACGAUUGGAUUCGGACGACACUCGCCAACAAUUCUUAACCGCGCUUCUUCAACUAUGUUCAUUUGUUCGAUUUGUUUUCGCUUAUUUACUCUUCAUUGUAACUUAAAUAAAGGCAUCUUACCCUUCUGCACAAUCUA